CCGCCUCCUCCAUCUCCCGGAGCUGGAGCCGCCUCCUCGGCCAGUGGCGUAGCCGACUUGGUGUCGCGGAUAACUAGAUAGUGGUGGAGGUCCGGAGCACAGCCUGGACCCGAGCGGGGGGCCAUGGAGAAAGCGGCCCGAGGCGCUCUUUGUACCUACUAGAGCAGGCGUGUUGCGGCUGCAGGCGCCAUGGACCGAGCCCCAACAGACCAGAAUGUCAAGCUUUCAGCUGAGGUAGAACCGUUUAUUCCCCAGAAGAAGAAUCCUGAUACAUUUAUGAUCCCUAUGGCUCUCCCAAAUGAUAGUGGAAGUGUUUCUGGUGUAGAACCAACUCCAAUUCCCAGCUACUUGAUUACAUGUUAUCCAUUUGUUCAGGAAAAUCAGUCCAAUAGGCAAUUUCCUUUAUAUAAUAAUGAUAUACGAUGGCAACAGCCCAACCCAAACCCUACUGGACCAUACCUUGCCUACCCCAUUAUAUCUGCUCAGCCACCUGUUUCUACAGAGUAUACAUAUUAUCAACUGAUGCCAGCACCCUGCGCCCAAGUUAUGGGUUUCUAUCAUCCUUUUCCUACACCUUACUCCAACACCUUUCAGGCUGCAAAUACUGUAAAUGCUAUCACCACAGAAUGCACCGAGCGUCCAAAUCAGCUUGGACAGGUCUUCCCAUUAUCCAGUCAUCGAAGCAGAAACAGUAACAGAGGGCCAGUAGUACCAAAACAACAGCUUUUACAACAGCACAUAAAAAGCAAAAGGCCGAUGGUGAAAAAUGUAGCUACUCAGAAAGAAACAAAUGCAGCAGGUCCUGAUAAUAGAUCAAAAAUUGUGCUUCUGGUAGAUGCCUCACAGCAAACCGAUUUUCCAUCAGAUAUCGCUAACAAGUCUCUCUCAGAGAGUACUGCCACAAUGCUUUGGAAGUCCAAAGGCAGGAGGAGAAGAGCUUCCCACCCCACUGCUGAAUCCUCUAGUGAACAGGGGGCUAGUGAAGCCGACAUUGACAGUGAUAGUGGUUACUGCAGUCCCAAACACAACAACAACCAGCCUGCAGCAGGGGCUUUGAGAAAUCCCGAUUCUGGGACCAUAAAUCACAUGGAAUCAUCUGUAUGUGCAGGUGGUGUAAAUUGGUCCAAUGUAACUUGCCAGGCAACUCAGAAAAAACCCUGGAUGGAAAAAAAUCAGACGUUUUCCAGAGGUGGAAGGCAGACAGAACAAAGAAAUAAUUCACAGGUUGGAUUCAGAUGCCGAGGCCACAGUACUUCCUCAGAAAGAAGACAGAAUUUGCAAAAGAGACAAGAUAAUAAGCAUUUAAACUCUAGUCAGUCCCAUAGAAGUGACCCAAAUUCUGAGUCUUUAUAUUUUGAGGAUGAAGAUGGAUUUCAAGAACUACAUGAAAAUGUAAAUGCAAAGGAUGAGAAUAUUCAACAGAAACUUUCUUCAAAAGUGUUGGAUGAUUUACCUGAAAACUCACCAAUCAAUAUAGUUCAGACUCCAAUUCCCAUUACCACUUCAGUUCCUAAACGUGCAAAAAGUCAGAAGAAGAAAGCGUUAGCGGCAGCUCUUGCCACAGCUCAAGAAUAUUCUGAAAUAAGUAUGGAGCAAAAAAAAUUACAGGAAGCUUUAUCAAAAGCAGCUGGAAAAAAGAAUAAAACACCUGUGCAGCUAGAUUUAGGAGACAUGUUAGCUGCUCUGGAAAAACAACAAGCAGCAAUGAAAGCACGGCAGAUUACUAAUACCAGACCUCUGUCAUAUACAGUGGUUACUGCAGCUUCUUUUCACACUAAAGACUCUAACCGAAAACCUUUAACAAAAAGCCAACCCUGCUUGACAUCUUUUAAUUCUUUGGACAUUACUUCCUCUAAAGCAAAAAAAGGAAAAGAGAAGGAAAUUGCAAAACUAAAACGGCCUACAGCACUUAAAAAGGUUAUUUUGAAAGAAAGAGAGGAAAAGAAGGGACGUUUAACUGUGGACCAUAAUCUUUUGGGAUCUGAAGAGCCAACAGAAAUGCAUUUAGAUUUUAUUGAUGAUUUGCCACAGGAGAUUAUUUCCCAGGAAGAUACUGGACUGAGCGUCCCGAGUGAUACUUCACUCUCUCCAGCAAGUCAGAAUUCUCCAUACUGCAUGACACCUGUGUCACAAGGCUCUCCUGCCAGUUCUGGGAUAGGCAGUCCAAUGGCAUCAUCAACAAUAACCAAAAUCCAUAGCAAAAGAUUUAGAGAGUACUGUAAUCAGGUUCUUUGUAAAGAGAUUGAUGAAUGUGUGACCCUUCUUCUCCAAGAACUUGUCAGUUUUCAGGAACGCAUCUACCAAAAGGAUCCUGUAAGAGCAAAAGCACGAAGACGGCUGGUUAUGGGUCUAAGGGAAGUCACCAAACAUAUGAAGCUAAAUAAGAUCAAGUGUGUGAUAAUUUCUCCAAACUGUGAAAAAAUCCAGUCAAAAGGUGGUCUAGAUGAGGCUCUCUAUAAUGUCAUAGCUAUGGCACGGGAACAAGAAAUUCCUUUUGUAUUUGCCCUUGGAAGAAAAGCUCUAGGACGCUGUGUGAACAAGCUGGUUCCUGUUAGUGUAGUGGGUAUUUUCAACUACUUUGGUGCUGAGAGCCUGUUUAAUAAAUUAGUAGAACUCACUGAGGAAGCCAGGAAAGCAUAUAAAGAUAUGGUUGCAGCAAUGGAGCAAGAGCAAGCUGAAGAAGCCUUAAAAAAUGUGAAAAAGGUACCACACCACAUGGGGCAUUCUCGGAACCCCUCUGCAGCAAGUGCCAUUUCUUUCUGCAGUGUUAUUUCUGAACCUAUCUCUGAAGUAAAUGAAAAGGAAUAUGAAACAAAUUGGAGAAACAUGGUGGAAACUUCAGAUGGACUGGAAACAUCAGAAAAUGAAAAAGAGGUUUCCUGUAAGCACGGCACUUCUGAAAAACCUAUUAAACUUCCACUUGACACAAUUCAUGUUAGUAAGCAGCCAUCAUUAGUGUCUGUAGGCAGUACUACCUCAGCUACAGAUCCUGGGAAAUCUACAGCAGGGGAUAAAGAGGAAGUGAAGCCAGAUGACCUGGAAUGGGCCUCACAGCAGAGUACAGAGACUGGCUCUUUGGAUGGUAGUUGCCGAGAUCUUUUGAAUUCCUCCAUCACCAGCACCACUAGCACUCUUGUACCUGGCAUGCUUGAAGAAGAGGAUGAUGAAGAGGAGGAAGAGGAGGAAGAUUAUACUCAUGAACCUAUAUCAGUAGAAGUGCAGCUUAAUAGUAGAAUUGAGUCAUGGGUCUCAGAGACCCAGAGAACUAUGGAAACCCUUCAGCUUGGAAAAACUCUUAAUGGUUCUGAGGAAGACAAUGUAGAACUAGGUGGAGAAGAGGAAGCAGAAGCACCUGAGGUGCUGGAGCCAGGAAUGGACAAUGAAGCAUGGACUCCUGACCAACAAGCCAAUCCUGAGCAACAGAAGUCCAGUAACUGCAGCUCUGUGAACAAAGAACAAUCUGAUUCUAAUUCUGCACCCCAAAAUAUAUAACUCAGGAAAUGUCACCCAUCUCCCAACCAUGUAAGGGUUGCAGCCAUCACCUUUUAUGCUUCAUCUCAACAUUUAGCACUGUCCAGUAGUUAUAUGUGUUUAAUUCCCAACAAAUAUUUUUGUAGCUUUAUGUAUUCGUUAUGAUCAAUAGCUUAGCUUUUAAUUAGCAUCAAAGUGUCUUUCUAAGGACUGUGCAGAAAAUUCAGAUCUGUUUCACCUUAUUUUAUAAUGAAAAUAAUAAUUAAAAGAGAAGACCAAGUUUUAAAGGAAAUAAAUUUAAAAUGCCUAUUUAAGUUCAUUUUGAAAGCUUAAGAUCAAGGUUCUAAGGAUAAAAACAGCUGUCAGUGUUUGUUUCAUGACUACAACUCCUUCACUCUUAAUUUGUCUGAUUAAAAAGUUGGGGUUUUUUUUGUUGUUGUUGUUGUUGUUUUAAAAAGAGCUAAAGAUAGGCUCAGAAAGCUUAAAGGCUGAGGUUAAUGAGUCCACAAAGUGUAUACAUUAAGAAAUGGAUGCAACUUUUAUUUGGCCCAUAAAUGCUUACUUCAGAAGUCACUGAUCAUUAUAAUCCAUUAAAGUUGUGAUGGGCUAAAACAGAGUCUCCAGAAUUUAGCAGUGAUGCCACCAGGAUAGAUUAGAACUGGCUGGCCUCAUUUGUAAAAAGUGAUAAAUGUCAUUUAUGAUAAUGAAUAGUCACCCAAGAUAGGACCUGUCAGGUUCUAUCUUGAAUUGCUUCUUACUUACCUCAGGAAUGCUUUUGUACAUAGUCUUAUUUACAUAAAGUUAGAUAAAUUUUGACAGGUGAAUAACUGUAACUGAUUGUAUGACUGCAUCACUUACAUGUAAGCUAUCCUGAAACGUCUAUUCUGAUAUGUUCUCUUGCAUGCUUCUGGUUCAGGACACUCUUGAUUUGAGAUAUGGAUUUGAUUGGGCAUUCAAACUUGUCCUGAGUACAAAACCAUUUCAUCUUUUUUUAAAUAUACAUUUCAAGCCUAGCCUUGAGAACCUUCCACAUAGCGACCACCAUAAUUACUGAAAGGAAAGGGAAUUUUGCACAAUUCAUAACAUGUAUCCUGAUAAUCAAGGCUUAGAAGAGGAAGUUUUAGAAGAACAGAGAAAGUUGUUCUAAUUGUGCUGAACCUAUUAGAUGACUUAUAUACAGAUAUAUGCAGGUAUUUUUUAUUCACUAUUAUUUAUCUCUGCCCUUCUCUAGGAGUGUGUGUACUUGCUUGGGAGAAGUUACACUUACUGAGCUUAAUAUUUUAUUUGCUAGUCAAUCAUCACCUGAACUUUAAUGAUAUCUACAAGUUUAUGUAAUGGUAGGAGAAUUACAAAUUAUUCAUUUCUCUGUCUUCCCUCUACCGCCUCCUCCAUCUCCAACUGGCUAACAUGCACAUGUUCAAUCAGCUUUCUACUUAAAAGCUCCCAUAGAUGCAAAACAGAGGAGGGAGUGUUAUUUCCCUACCCUGAUUGUAUGGGACAAGGCAUUGCCUCACAGAGGUGGGAGAGAAGAGUUGGGCAGAUUCUUUACUGAACUUAUUGGGACUACUGUGCUAGUGUUGAUGUUUUAUAAUGCUGGCACUUAAUUACUGGAGAGAUUAGAUUCUUGGUUGAUAAUAUAGUACUUGUGGCUUACGAAAGUUUAGGAGCGUUGCUAUAUAGAAAAUGUCAGUCUGUCAGCUUUAUUAGUGUGCUAAAAGGGGACAUUAUUAUAUGUCCUGUCUACACUGUUCUCCAGUAUAGACUUCCUAGGCACUAAUUAUUCAAUACUUAAAGGAACACAGCGUGUAAGGAAUGAAGCCUCUGAAAUAGUUAUCAUGGAUUUAUACGUGGCAGAUCUUACUGUCUCUACACAUUUGGAAGUGUUAGUUUGUUUAAAGAAAUGAUAGAGGAUUUGAACUACUGACAAUCUUAAAAGUGAAUUGAAAAACUUUUCAUACUUUUUAUGAUGUUAAUUUCCUUUAUUCCAUGUCAGUGAUUCAGAUAACUCUUGAUCUUGAGGUAAUGGCUUUUCAAAGGUUUCUUAUAUUUUGUAUCUCUUCUGAACAGGAAUCACCAUUUUAGAUUUUUGACAUUUGUAUCAAAAGAGAAGUUGGAGAAAUCUUCAGAACACCAGUAAUUUAAUUUUGCUAUAGACUUCAGAAGUAUUUGAUUAUGUUUGAUAAAUGCUCUCACGCAUGCAGUACCUCUUCUGCCAGCAAAACCAAGGGACCAUAGCCUUUUUUAUAUGAGACAGGUCACUUCUAGAGGACAACCCAAGAUUUAUUAAAGAAAAUGCUACUAUGUUGAGAGUAUACUUAAGUAUGUAUUAAUGAUGUCUUUAUAAUUUGUUUCUUUAAAUUUUGAAAUUUGUGUAUAUUGAACUAUAGGCUUUGGAUGAGGUAUGAGAAUCAGGAAAGUUUUAUUUUUGGAAAUUGUGUGGUUCACUCUUUGGAGACCUAGAAAGAGAUCUCUUGGUAAGAGUAAGGGUUCAUUAGCACAAGAAAUAAAAAACAUAGUGACUUUUUUUCUUAGUGUAUAGUUGUUUUACUGGCAAUACUUAAUGUUAGAUUUCUAUUUCAGUAUAUAAGUAUAUGAAUUACAGUAUGAAUUACACUCCCCAAAUUAGAUUUCUGCUUCAGUAGAUUUGUUUGCUGUGAAGAUUACUUCUCAAAAGACAAAUGUUCAUAUUAGCUUAAUUUUUUGGUUUAAAUAUGUUUGUAAAUGAUGUAAUAUAUUUCUUUUGACUAAACAUGGAAAAAUAAUGUGUGUUAUAUUGAAAAGUUUUUACAGGCUUUGACUGGAGGUCAUUUUUGCAGAGAUGGUAUUUUAUAUGCUUCCAGUAUUUGAAAAGAAUUAGUCAAAAGGAAUUCACAUAGUUUAAAUAUUGAUAAAUUAAUAUCCAAAUAAUGUAAUUGUUUGAUUUCUUAAUAAGCUAGGGAAGGUGGGUGGGGUGGGAAUUAUAAUGUGCAAAUGAGUAGUGAUCUCUACAUUAAUUUUCAACUCUUUAACAUAAAACUGCUAAACCGUAACACAUUGUUACUUUAAUAUAUGUAUAAAAAAGUAUUAUUGUUUGUAAAGCUGCUGUUGGCUUUAAAAAAAUAAAAAGAACUCAUCAUGUAAGUAUUUUCUGUAUGUUGUGCCAACAGGUUAGAACAUUAAUCUGCUAAAAAUUUAAUUAAUUAUCUUUUUUGAUUUAAAAAAUUUUUCUGUGAAGUAAUUUAUUUGUCUUCUUCCUCCCUUAUCCUUUCAGUCUUUAUACACACCACAAUAUCAACCAAAUUUUUUCUAAUCUGAAACUGAAAUCUAAAUCUUAAUGAUAAAAAUUUAAAAUUUGUUGGCACAUCACACCUUAAAAGUAUUUGUAUUAUUUUAUAAUGUAAUUUCCAAAUAUACCAUAUGAGUUUAUAAUUUAAUGUCUUAAUUAUAAUGCUCUAAUAAAAACUAGCAACAUUAGUUGAGUUAUAAUAUGAAGGGAUUUUCAUCUUGCUUUUUUGCUGUAUGAAGAAUAAUUGUUAUCACGUUGGGGGUAAUAACAGCUUUUUUUGCACUAUGUAAAUUCUAGUGGGGGUUCUUCUGUACUAAUAAAAUGAUUAUUGAAAA
Molecule: messenger RNA, 7071 nt
Organism: Marmota monax (woodchuck)
Lineage: Eukaryota; Metazoa; Chordata; Mammalia; Rodentia; Sciuridae
Gene: Secisbp2l
Product: SECIS binding protein 2 like
Exons: 18
Coding region: 190-3492 (1100 amino acids)
Biological process (GO): selenocysteine incorporation
Cellular component (GO): ribonucleoprotein complex
Molecular function (GO): selenocysteine insertion sequence binding; mRNA 3'-UTR binding; ribonucleoprotein complex binding
Source: RefSeq, a predicted model, not a curated record